AUGGCGACUAUAAAUAUAACAGAACUGCUGAACCAAAUCUUUCCAGACCUCAAUACACUCGAAGACCUCAUCAGCAAGGCUCUUGAAAGCUUUGGAGAAGCUAACAAACUGAGACGAGUUUACCCAAAUGUCGUUGAGCUUCGGAAGCAGUUCAUAACAGUUGUCGAAGAAAACGCAGACCAAAUACUACGAAUAAAGUCGUACUGUGACGAUGUGGCAAUAUACUGUGAAGGUGCAUCUAAUAAACAAUAUCACAUCAAAGAUAUCAAAGACACUUUGCCGACCUUACGAGCAGACGCUUUACGGUAUGCACAAGCAUUAAAAGACUUAAAGACGCGCUACCAGUCUGUCGUUGAUGAAAUAAGUGAUUAUUUGACAGCAUUACGUCGUGAGAAAUAUGAAGAGGAUUUUAAGACACGUCGCGAUCGUGCGUUGGAUCUGAUUUCUUAUUUGGCAAUUACGGCUUUUAGUGGUAUCGCUUGUUAUGGUAUGCUGGUUGCUGCAAAUGCGGAGCAGAGUCCUUCGACCAAUGAAUACGCGGAACAGAGUUCGUCGAUAACAGAGACGAGCAGACCUGCACAGACAGAAGUGAAUAUGACGGGUGGGGAUGCGGAGUUUACAAACAUACGCGCCGAUACAAAAAACAGUACAGACAAUAGCAGCGCAUUUAAUGAGACAAGCAAUAAUGUAAAUUCAUCUAGUAUUACUAACAGCACGUUUGGUGGGUUCACUUCCGUGAUACCUUUGAUGCCUCGAAGGUAUCCUCACAUUGGAAUGCCUCUGGCACUUGUAAUAUUAUUUUGGAACUGGCAACCUCGAAUUUUAAGUAGACUUCCUAAUGGAGCGAAAAAACUAUUACCAAGAAUUUUAGUCAAAUGCCUUUCUCUUAUACCUUGUGUAUCUCGAGGAACCAGCAAUGACACAAGAUAUGAAGACUUUACAUUGCCUCUCUCGAAACUUGAUCAAAUACGUAUCCCUGCAAUUGUUGAAAAUAUCGGUACGCUCGUGAAUUUCUUUGACAAUCAAGUAAAUGGUUUUGAUAUUAUGAUCGAGAGGCUCGAAUCAGCAGGUAGCCAAGAUUUCUUAAACUUGUCGUUAGAAGUUGAGAAAAAGACGGUACAAAUUUGGAAUGAACGCAAGCAGAAUUGCGAAGAUUCCUUUUCACGUAUCAAGCUUAUUGUGGCAAGCGCUGAAUUGGCAUGA
Molecule: messenger RNA, 1203 nt
Organism: Paraglomus brasilianum
Lineage: Eukaryota; Fungi; Glomeromycota; Glomeromycetes; Paraglomerales; Paraglomeraceae
Source: the annotation of a GenBank genome assembly